Messenger RNA from Ostrinia furnacalis (Asian corn borer), 1533 nucleotides. Its product is annotated as pickpocket protein 28. The transcript has 11 exons. NCBI's taxonomy places the organism in Eukaryota, Metazoa, Arthropoda, Insecta, Lepidoptera, Crambidae. Gene Ontology annotation, cellular component: plasma membrane. The record is from RefSeq and is a predicted model, not a curated record. Gene Ontology annotation, biological process: sodium ion transmembrane transport. Gene Ontology annotation, molecular function: ligand-gated sodium channel activity. Bases 1 to 1533 code for a protein of 510 amino acids.
AUGAAUAAGAAGAAGAAAACUAAGCAGACGGUUUUCGUUAAAAGUUUGAAGAAGGUAAUCGAAGACAUCACAACACUACAUGGCACCAACCACUUUACCAAUGUGAGUGGUAGAAGCGUGGUGGGCUGGUCGGUUGUUUUCGUUGGCAACAUUUUGUUUACCGCCAUCUUCAUCAUUAUAGCGAAGGAGAAGUACGAUGACAACCAGAUUGUUACUGCAAUAGACGCUACCUGUAACGUGAGUCAAGCUCCGUUUCCAGCAGUCAGCAUUUGCAAUUUCAACAUGGUAUCCAAAAGAGAGUCAAAAGAUAUUGAAAAACUGUUGAAGAGCCAUAAAAUACCUCAAGCUGAAAUAAACGGCUUCUUCGGAGCGUUGCGAAGUCUGACAAGUUUUCAAGUGAAUAGCACGCUGGUUGGGAACUACACGAGAAUCCUGAAUAUUCUGAAACAUCAUUAUUACACUAUAGAUUCUAUUAUGUCUGAGGUGCGCCAACAAUGUGAAGACCUGCUGCUGUACUGCGAGUUCAACAGAAAGAAGAAGGAUUGCAAGAACCUGUUCUAUAUGAUCAAGACGGCGGACGGCCAUUGUUGUGCGUUUAAUUACGGCGGUGUCACCGACACCAGCGAAAAUCCCCUCAUGGAAAAGGACCAAGACUUCGAAUAUUAUUACGACGAGGAAAACGACGGGACCGGGCCAUCCACACGAAUGAUGGUCGUGACUUCUGAUUUUGGCAGAUUAUCCGGCCUAUUUGUGAUCUUUGACGUCGAGCCUGGUGACUACCCCGCAUAUUUAAAAUUGCCAUACUACGGAGCUAAGAUUAUAGUCAGCGACCCUUUUGAUUAUCCCGAAACUACAACCAAAUACCAUUACGUGAUCCCCGGGGAGAGCCUGGAUCUAAAAGUCGAACCCCAAAUAUUCCAAACCGACAACGCUGUUAGAAAAGUUAAUCCUGAAGAGAGAAAGUGUUGGUUCCACGACGAGGUGACGCUGGACCAUACCAAUCGGUACAGCCACGAAACUUGCCGGACAGAGUGUAAGAUGCAAACUUACGUGGACCAUUGCGGGUGUAUACCUUACAAAUAUCCUAAAGAGAAUUCCAAGAAGAUUUGCGAGUUGGAAGACUUGAAAUGUCUAAACAAUGUCACCGUUCACAUAUCCCGGAAAGAGAUGAACUGCCACCCGCCCUGCUACGUGGAGUGCGCCGACAAGAAGUUCAGCAUGAGGGUAGACACCAACACUAUCGAGUCCGACUCCGAUAAUAUACCCGACAGAAUCAAAAAUAAAUAUAAUUUGCGGCAAUUGUCAGCUGCUCACGUAUUUUAUGGUCAGUCAUCGUGCAACUGCUACAAAUUGUCUUUGGUCAUUGAUAUGAAUUACUUUAUUGCUACUUACGGAGGAGUGUUCUCGUUAGCUUUCGGGGGAUCCAUUAUUACUGUGUUUGAAUUAUUAUUCCUGCUCAUUAAUUUCGUUAACACAAAUGCAAUGUAUUUGUAUGAAAGAUUUAUGAAAAAUAAAAUUUCGCCGUCACAUUAA